CUCACCAGGCAAAGUACCCUUUAGCAGAACCCUAGAAGGGGGAAAAAAAAAAAAAAAAAAAAGAAAGAAUUUCUUUCGAGUUCUCUCUCUCAACCAUGGCGGCGUCUUCAAAGUCCAGAUCAAGUGGUCCUGUACUGCGCUCGCUUUCUCCAUCAGGUAGAUUCUAUACCUGCACUUCUCAAUCGUCUUCUUCCUCAGCCUUUGCUUCUUCGACAAGCUCCAGCUUCCACACUCAUUCAUCGACGUUCUUUAAUCACCACGAGCAUCCCCGAUCAGCUUCGCCUACCCGUGUCAAUCUCUAUGCAUCAAGUCCUCUCGCUCAGUCCUUCCGUUUCUCUAUCGAUAGUAGAUCUAUCUCUCCUAGCCGAUCCAUCACCGUCUCCAAACAGAAAAAUCACCCUAUCUCUGCCCCUAGGAAGACCUGUAUGUGCUCCCCGACUACACAUCCCGGAUCGUUCCGAUGCAGUCUCCAUAAGAAUACGGCGAACAGUCACGGACACAGCUCAGCAUCUUAUCCGUCCACAAGGUUGAAUAUGCGGAGAUCGGCGAUGACGAAUUCGUUGGUACGGAUAGGCGGUGUUGAAGGAGAGUGGGUCAAGAGGGCAUUGUCCGCUCUUAUUCGUCCAUCUUCGCAUCAGCAGAGGAGAAGAGCCGCUUUUCAGCCGAGGCCUAGCCGGCUUUCCGUCAUGUUGAAAGCCAACGGCCAGUAAUUUAUUGUGAACUGUUGACAGGUCUGUUCUUGUUUCUUUAUCGGUCAUCUAUUACAAAUUUUCUCGCUUAGCUUUGGUCUGAGGCGGGAGAAUCCAGCGAAGAUGUCAUGUUCAGCAGCGUAGGGCCGGGUCGGCUCGGCCGAGUCGGCUCGGCCGAGUCGACUCAUGAAGUCCACUCGGUGUAACUUGCAGCGGCAUCCGGUGCAAAAUUGGCGACAUUCGUUAUCGUCCGGGAGACAAGGAGUCGCGGUGGUACCGAGUCAAACCGGACGAGUUUUGUAUUCGGAGACGUUCGAGAUCUUUAGAAUUUUUUGGAGGUGGAGAAUUGCUUUUGUACAAAUCAUUUGCAAUGGAAGGAGAAUUUCGGACAUAAAACUUUUCCAGAAAUUAAUGAAAAAUUAAAAUUCAAAA
This is a messenger RNA of Carica papaya (papaya), 1121 nucleotides long. Its product is annotated as serine-rich protein-like protein. The record is from RefSeq and is a predicted model, not a curated record. NCBI's taxonomy places the organism in Eukaryota, Viridiplantae, Streptophyta, Magnoliopsida, Brassicales, Caricaceae.